UUGUGGUUAGGUUAUAGGUUAGGUUCUCUAAUCUUGUAAUGAAAUCAUUCCAGGAAUUCAUUUUCGUUCUUUGAAUAUUACUUUUAUGUUCUUAUCUUCUUGAAAAUCAUUUUGUAUCUUGAAGAAGCUUUACCACAAAUAUGUCCCAAACCCAAUUUGAUGAUUCUAUAACGCUUGUAAUUGAAGAUCGAAAAAUUCAAUGUUCAAAAGAACUAUUGAUGUUGAAGAGUGAUUAUUUUCGUGUAAUGUUUUCCCAUAAUUAUAGGGAAUGCAAUGAAAAAAUCAUUACUCUUGAGGGAGUUGAUGGAAAAGCAAUGGAAGAUUUAUUGCAAGUAUUAUUGAACAUGACACAUUAUAGGAAUAUCUCAGAUAUUUGUAAAGUAAUAUUGUUAAGUGAUAUGUUUCUUUUUGACGAUCUCAAAGAAAAGUUAAUCCAAGAAACUACUAAAUCUCUAUCAUUGAAGAACUGCCUUCAAAUUUGGUUGAAACUAGAAUUAAUGCCUACAAUUCCAUUGGUGUGGAAAGCUAAAAGUAAGAGUCUUACUAACUUCAAGCAUUUGAGAAAAUAUAUCAAUGCUUUGAACUUAUCAGAGCUAGUUACUUAUUUAGGUCACAACAAUUUAGUAUGUGAUGGUGAAAUGAAUGUGUUUCAUACUGUAUUAGAAUGGAUUCGUUUCAAUGAUAAAAGUGAAGUAUCUCUUCAAGAAAUUUUAGGUUGUGUUUUGAAUUAUAAAGACAUAUCAAUAUUAGAACUGAAAGAAAUCAAAAGGAACAGUGAAGUAAUGAAAUAUCCAGAUCUUAUGGAAAUUCUAGAUUGUAUAAUAGAAUUGAAAGUGGAGAAAAAUGUUGAACGAGAUAAUAAAUAUUUCGAGAUUGCGUUGUCAUGGCUUAAUUCCCGAGGAAGAUUUUUACCUAAUUAUUUUUGUUUAUUGAGUCAUGAACAAAAACUUUUUUGCCAUGGUCACUCCCGUAAUGAUUAUUUAACUAAAAUAAUUACAUUGGAAUCUAACCAACUUCAUGAUUUAGUGGGUUUUGAAGUACAAGUUUAUAAAAAGAAAAUUUACAUAUUUGGUGGAGAGUUUUCAAUUGGGAAAGGCAUAUGGAAUGAUAGAUUUUGGCAUUGCAAUAUUGAAAGAAAAAAAUUGAAUACGAAAUGUGGAACACCUAUCAAAAGGAGACAUUUCAAAUCUUGUGUUGCGGGAGGUUUUCUUUACAUCAUAGGGGGCACUGGAAAAUAUAGAAUUAGAAAAAACGAUAUGCUUCAUUUCAAUUUCAAAUCAGAGAAAUGGGGAACUGACGUUGUUCAGCUUCCUUGUUGUCCGACAUCAUUGAAAUAUUGCGCUUUCAAUGAAAAGCUUUUUAUCCUGGACUGUCAUUCGAAAUUGGGAUAUUUUUAUGUGAAUGAUAAGAAUAACUGGUUAUCUGUAAAUAUCGCACAUACAGUGAAUCUAGAUGAUGUCUCCUCCCUUUCAAUUUUCUCAUACAGGGGACAUUUAUUUAUGAAAGGAAAAAAAUUGGUUGAGCUAGAAUAUAUUAAUGAUACAUUGCAACCGAUUAAAGUGCACGAUAUACCCAAUUACACAGAUGGAGUUUUAAUUGAAACACUAAAUAGUUAUAAUCGUGUAUAUUCUACUUACGCAGAUCCUAUAACUGGUAUAGUUAGUUUGGAAUACUUGAAUUUAGACGAUUUAACAUCAGUAUUCUUCAAUAGUGUUGGAUUAUUGGACCCCAAUCAACCUUCUGAGACUACACAACUGCUGAAAUAUAAUCCAAAUUUGGAAAUAAAAAUGUUUAUGUGUCAUCAUGACAUACUUGCUUUCCAUGAAGAUAUUUUAGUUGAUGAUUAAAAUACAUUAUUGUUCUUAUAUUUAAAUAUAGUUGAAUGUUAUACUGCAGAUAAAUUUUAUAUGGUUGAAUAUGAAAAAAAAGCUAUGUUUUUUUUUUUCAAUAAUACAUCAACCGAUAGUUUUGAUUGCGUAUGUAUAAUGGUAUGCAAUCAAAACAAAUUACGAAAAUCAAAUCAUGAAGUUUUAUUCAUAUUAUUUCGGUAUGUUACUCUUUAUUGCAAUUGUGAUUUAUAUCGUUUACGUAUUUUCAAACUGCGAAGUCGUCAGGUUUUCGAUGAAAUUAUUUGUUGUUUGAUAAAAUGAAAAAAUGUUUUUUAUUUUUAUAUUUUUGAAUAAAUGAAUUUUAUUUGAA
Messenger RNA from Harmonia axyridis, 2199 nucleotides. Its product is annotated as kelch-like protein 25. Lineage: Eukaryota; Metazoa; Arthropoda; Insecta; Coleoptera; Coccinellidae. The record is from RefSeq and is a predicted model, not a curated record. Gene Ontology annotation, molecular function: protein binding. The coding region runs from base 141 to 1847 and encodes 568 amino acids. The transcript is spliced from 6 exons.